UACUCCUCACGUCUAUCGUCAACAUCUUGCCAUAUCCGGUCUUCUUGCCAUCGCUUUUCAUCGUGUUGGACCACUCGCUCUUCCUUGUCUUCCUUCUCUGCUUAGCAAACUUGCGCACAUAUAUAUUCACACGCGACGCCGACUCCUUUACAGGAUCCUGAUUCCUGAUUCCUGAAUUCCUCACGAUCUCUCUGUUCCUGCAUCUAAUUAGCUUCCAGGCGAUGGCAGACUUCCAAGGCGCCGGUAAUCCGUUGUACAGUUGCUGGAACUGCCGGAAUCCGCUGGCGUAUCGCGACGAUCUUCUCUCUAAAGCCUUCCAGACCAAGUCUGGGCCUGGCUAUUUGUUUGAUCACGCAAUGAACGUUGUAUUGGGGCGCAAAGAAGAUAGAGAACUUAUAACCGGUCGUUUUACUGUUUGCGACAUCUAUUGUAGCAAAUGUGGGAUCGAGCUAGGUUGGAAAUACGUUCGAGCAUUUGAGGCUAGCCAAAGGUACAAAGAAGGAAAAUUUAUAGUCGAGAAGGUUAAGAUUUUUAAGACGCAAUUCUAAUUAGCACAUUUGCCCUUGUUGUCUUAUAUACUGUGGCAGGCAGAAUGAAAAUAAUUUAUCUAUCCAUGUGUGAAUUUAUAUAUGCUGUUAUUUAUGAAGACUCCUAGUCACUACAUGUAACAUGUGAAAAGAGAUAUAUUAUUAGUAGAAUUAAAGGAGGGCAAUGCUCUUUGUCUUUUA
Diospyros lotus (date-plum) is the source of this 728-nucleotide messenger RNA. RefSeq names its product protein yippee-like At4g27740. The record is from RefSeq and is a predicted model, not a curated record. The coding region runs from base 222 to 548 and encodes 108 amino acids. The transcript has 2 exons. Lineage: Eukaryota; Viridiplantae; Streptophyta; Magnoliopsida; Ericales; Ebenaceae.